Messenger RNA from Bursaphelenchus xylophilus (pine wood nematode), 2410 nucleotides. The record is from the annotation of a GenBank genome assembly. NCBI's taxonomy places the organism in Eukaryota, Metazoa, Nematoda, Chromadorea, Rhabditida, Aphelenchoididae.
AUGGACGGUUGCCAAUUCUUUCUGCUCCUGUCACUGAUAGUCAACGUUGAUCUUCUGCAAGGACAAGUGGUGCAAAACUGCGAAAACGUCUACGCAGUGAAUGGAAACAAGGACACGAAGCCUGCGUGCAAGGAAGGAGAGAUUUGUAUCGAACUGGGAGUGAAGAACUUCACCGUUUACGUGGAGGACUAUUGUGUAAGUGUAAUGGGGAUGCCGUGGCUAACCGGGAUGCAAAGCACGUCGAAUAUUCACUGUGCAUCUUUGGUCUGACGCGUUUGGUCCGGUUUGCGGAAGCUUUCCGUUUUUUACAAGUCGCUGCUCUUGGUUUAUCAACCCUAUUUUCAGGACUAUUACGGCUCUUUCGAUUACAUGAGCCUUGUAUCGCGUGAGUUGUGUUGCACAUCAGUUUAUCCACAAAUUCAUUUUUAGGAUACGAAGGUGGAGAAUUCUACCAUUACAAUAAUGUGACUCGGAAGCUGGGGACACGCCCGUAAGAGUUUGUCCACUUCUUUGUUUAGUUCUUGUCGUUGAGCUAGAUGAAAAUAAAAACUUUUAGGAACAUACCACCUAUUAGUUGGUAUUCCCGCCAUCAGAUCCCGUCCGACCAUGAUCCACAGUUCUACGCACAACUGUUCUCGCGGAGCGUCGAGAUUGUCACCAUGGGACUGUAAGUCUGAAAAAAAACCAAGAGCUUGACGACCCGUGUUGCUGGGUCCAACCCAGAUCAUUACUGAUAUCCAUGAUUUUUCAGCAAACCAAUCGACAAACAAAGCCAUAAAGACGUUUUUCGCCUCCAAACGAUGCUGGAUUCCGAGUUGUCCGUUGAGCAAGUGCAGCGUGCCUUUGUCUACAAGGAGUACCUGUUCCUCAGUGCGGAGAAAGCCAUCGACUUUCGAAUUCUCUACGAGAAGAGGGGACCCUAUGCCGCCGAUAUAAACAGACCAGGACGACUUACGGAGCACAAUGUUGGCCUGAUCGACGUCUCGACCAUCCCCAACGAACACAUUGACAAGGACUUCCUAGAUCUGAUCACAAAUCUAUGCUUUGUAAGUUUGGGAAAGGUUAUACGAAGGUUAUGAUUAUUUUCAUAGAGUUCAUGGACAUUUACUCUCUUUCGCACAGUGAUCCGUGGAAGAAGAUUUUUUGAAUUUUUUUUGGAAAAAACUUGGUUUAGAGGUCUUCGAGGCUACCCUUCAUUUCAUCCAGCUUUCAUUUGGGGUAGAUCGGGUAUGUAUCGCCAAUGUUGCAAAAUUCUUUGACCAGCCAGCCAAAUCACAACUAUUUACUAUAAGCCAUUGGGACACUUUUUAGCCGAUCCAGGAUUUUGGACAGCUAUUAUAAAUUUGAAAUCAUUGCUCAAAGAAUCUUGAAAGAUUCCGAAAAAAUUCAAAAAAACUUCAUCACGCUUUACCCCAUUUUGGGUCGCAAUCGUAGGAUUUCUUUCCACUGUGCGGACAGCCGUCACAACAGAUUUUUUCGUGUGGUUUUCCGACCGAAAGAUAUUUUUCUCGAAAUUAUUUUCUUUCUUUUUUCAAUUGUGACACUUCGUUUGGACGAAACUCAAAAGUGGGCGGGACACAUUUUUGUUCUAUUUCGGGUAGCCGUGUGCAGCGGCGAUGAAAAGCGGAAUGAAGUCUACGAACUGUAUAAAAAUACUUGUCAUAGCACCAUGCCUAUAUUUCCGUAUUUCAGAAACCUGGCAAGUACUGUUCGUUGGAUAUCAAGACGGAAUCCUUGGACCUGCAAGAUUACCCAGUGGCCUUCACCUACGACGACCUAGUUCUGGAGUCCUUUUGGUUUCAGUAAGUUCACCUGCUCCGGUUUUUACGCCUACGUUUAGAAGACACUGCGAAAUGCUUCCGAUGUACCGUAUUCGGCACAAGAAGACUGCUCCGAAGUAAGUGGAAUUUUGAGUUGGCUGAGUUGGAAUUUUUAGCGUGAUUUUCGAUUUCCCCAAUGUUGAGAGCAUCGUAACGCAUGGAAGAAAGCUUUCGUGGGUGAAAGAAGUAUGGUAAGUGUUUGAGAUUAAUAGAGGAAGUGCUGAUAUGUGAAUCGCCUUUGUAAUCUUUUAUUUUUUAGGCCUGUGAGUCAUAGGUAUUAUUACACCAUACGCGGUAUCCUGCCUAUUGUCCAGCCGCACGACCCCUUUUACGACUUCGUCAAACAGUUCACAACUCCCGCCCCAACGACCACAACCCGCCCACCACCAACCACCACCACUCUGAAGCCCGUCCCGGCCGGUCCCGCCCCAAAAUUCCUUGAAAUCGAAGAGGACACGGCGGAAUUAGAGAAUCCCCACGUGAUUUAUCUUGAUCCCUUACCCUCGAAUGUACCGGCGAUAUCCGGUCUUCCCAUCAUCUAUUACAUGCUCGUUUACAUCGCUUUUCACUUGAAAAGUUAUAAUUUGUAA